CAGGAGGUGCCCACGUGAUCCUGGCCUGCUGUCGGUGCCUGCGGUGAGGUACCUGGGCUCCUGAAGGGCGGGCGUUUAGGUCAUAACUGCCGCUGCCGGCGGACGCUCUCGGGCGACCAGGGUCGGUAACGACAAGCCGGCGGGGACAGUCACUACUUAGUGCCCACCGCAUGGGUCUGCUCUUUCUGCCACCUCCGCCGUCUCCACCUCUUUUCGGGUGAAGUCACAUUUGCGUUUCGAGACUUUGGGUCCUGAGGCCCAAACUCGACACGAGUCCCCACCACUCCUCUUUUUCACUCAUCCUCCGUCUCUUCCUUUGCACCACCACAUUAUUUAGCCUUUGAACUGGCCAGCUAGGCUGUUCCUUGAGGCCAAGUUCAAGGCGGUUUAAAGUAACCGUGGGGAAAGCAGCCCCCCAGUGGACAAAGGCGGAGGCAAGAAUAGAGCAGGCCUAGCGGCCACAGGCAAUUAAAGUAGGCGACUGAGGGUGUGAACAGGGAAAAAGAAAAAAAAAAAAAAAAAAAAAAAAAAAGAGAGUACUGCGGUUUAGAAAGGACUGGAAAGGACUUGUUGCACGAUGGAAGAAUCUGACUCUGAGAGAAAGAUGGAGAAAGAGAAUCUGGGGCCAAGAAUGGAUCCUCCCAUAGGGGAACCUGAAGGAUCGCUAGGGUGGGUGCUACCAAAUACAGCCAUGAAGAAAAAGGUGCUGUUGAUGGGUAAAAGUGGGUCUGGUAAGACCAGUAUGAGGUCUAUUAUCUUUGCAAAUUAUAUUGCCAGAGACACACGUCGCCUUGGUGCAACAAUACUAGACCGUUUACAUAGUCUUCAAAUUAAUAGCAGUUUGAGCACCUACUCUCUCGUAGACUCUGUUGGAAAUACAAAGACAUUUGAUGUAGAACAUUCUCAUGUUCGAUUUCUGGGAAACCUGGUAUUGAACCUGUGGGACUGUGGUGGACAGGACACUUUCAUGGAAAAUUAUUUCACUAGCCAGCGAGACAACAUCUUCAGAAAUGUGGAGGUUCUGAUAUAUGUGUUUGAUGUGGAAAGCCGUGAAUUGGAAAAGGACAUGCACUAUUACCAAUCAUGCCUAGAGGCUAUUCUGCAGAAUUCUCCAGAUGCCAAAAUCUUUUGCUUGGUACACAAAAUGGAUCUGGUACAGGAGGAUCAACGGGACCUGAUUUUUAAAGAGCGAGAAGAAGAUCUGAGGCGUUUGUCUCGCCCAUUGGAAUGUUCUUGUUUCCGAACAUCUAUCUGGGAUGAAACUCUCUAUAAGGCUUGGUCCAGCAUUGUUUAUCAGCUGAUCCCCAAUGUUCAGCAGCUGGAAAUGAACCUAAGGAAUUUUGCUGAAAUUAUUGAGGCUGAUGAAGUCCUUUUGUUUGAGAGAGCUACUUUUCUGGUGAUUUCUCACUAUCAGUGUAAAGAGCAGCGUGAUGCCCACAGAUUUGAGAAAAUCAGCAACAUUAUUAAGCAAUUUAAGCUGAGCUGCAGCAAGCUAGCUGCUUCUUUCCAGAGCAUGGAAGUCAGGAACUCUAACUUUGCUGCUUUCAUUGACAUCUUUACAUCCAACACUUACGUGAUGGUCGUGAUGUCUGAUCCAUCCAUUCCUUCUGCAGCUACUCUGAUCAACAUCCGCAAUGCCAGGAAACACUUUGAAAAGCUGGAGAGAGUGGAUGGACCAAAACAGUGUCUCCUCAUGCGCUAAACAUUGCCACAUUUCGUUUCAAAAAAUUUUGAAAUACUGUUUCUUAAUUAAUCUUAACGUUGUAUUCAUAUAUGUAGGCUCUGAAAUGUGAUGCUUACCACUUGUGUCCCACAUCAGUCUUAACGUUUAACCUUGAAUGCUAUUUACUAAAAUAGCCAGUGAGAAGUUAGAAAAUGAGCUGUUCAUGGACUUGAUGUGACAUAAAAGUAUGUGAUAUGUAAGUGUUCUGAUAACAAGAUUCUAAUAGUGUGUGUUCUGAUAACCUGGUUCUAAUAGUUGUGUAUGCCAUAGCCUUUUCCAACAUCAUCUUGUAUUCCUCAUUGGAUAGUAACCUAUAAGUUUGGAAUAUUACUAAUUUCUCAGCAUGCAUUAAAAUUAUUCCUUAACUUCAGCUGUAAAUAAACUUUUGCUGUUAGGGA
Leopardus geoffroyi (Geoffroy's cat) is the source of this 2121-nucleotide messenger RNA. RefSeq names its product Ras related GTP binding B (gene RRAGB). The transcript has 11 exons. The record is from RefSeq and is a predicted model, not a curated record. Gene Ontology annotation, molecular function: GTPase activity; GTP binding. The coding region runs from base 578 to 1702 and encodes 374 amino acids. Gene Ontology annotation, biological process: positive regulation of TOR signaling; regulation of autophagy; cellular response to amino acid stimulus. Gene Ontology annotation, cellular component: Gtr1-Gtr2 GTPase complex; nucleus; lysosome. Lineage: Eukaryota; Metazoa; Chordata; Mammalia; Carnivora; Felidae.